This is a messenger RNA of Nomascus leucogenys (northern white-cheeked gibbon), 1004 nucleotides long. RefSeq names its product RAD9-HUS1-RAD1 interacting nuclear orphan 1 (gene RHNO1). Gene Ontology annotation, biological process: cellular response to ionizing radiation; recombinational repair; DNA damage checkpoint signaling. Lineage: Eukaryota; Metazoa; Chordata; Mammalia; Primates; Hylobatidae. The transcript is spliced from 3 exons. Bases 213 to 935 code for a protein of 240 amino acids. The record is from RefSeq and is a predicted model, not a curated record. Gene Ontology annotation, cellular component: chromosome; nucleus.
CCCAGCCAGGAAAGGCUUUUCUAAUGAGAGCUUGGUGUGACAUCUGAUGCCUUUUACAAAGAAAGGAGGGAACUCCUCUAAGCAGAGGGAAUCAGGCGUGCAAAGGCUGGAUGGCAGGAGGAAGCACAGCAUGCGUUGGAAUUGGAGCCUAUCCCCCAACCCGAAGCCUAACAGCAUCAUGUGGUUACUAACUGUUCCUCAUUCACCGGUUGAUGCCUCCCAGAAAAAAACGCCGCCAGCCCUCCCAGAAAGCCCCGCUGCUGUUCCGCCAACAACCACUGGAGGGCCCCAAACACAGCUGUGCAUCUACACAACUUCCUAUCACUCACACUCGACAGGUGCCCAGCAAGCCCAUUGACCACAGCACCAUCACUUCCUGGGUAUCACCUGAUUUUGAUACAACAGCAGGAAGCUUGUUCCCAGCCUACCAGAAACACUACCACCAAAACCGGGGGAGACAUUCAAGUCGAAAAUCUACCACCUCCAAGUUUCCACAUCUAACUUUUGAGAGUCCGCAAUUUUCCAGUUCAGAGACAUUGGCGAUCCCCUUAAUCCGAGAGUGCCCCAGUCAAUCAGAAAAGGAUGUUUCCAGAAGACCCUUAGUUCCAGUGCUCAGUCCCCAAAGCUGUGGGAACAUAUCAGCGCAGGCACUUCAGAGCUUACCUUAUGUGUUCAUUCCACCUGAUAUCCAGACCCCAGAGUCAUCGUCUGUGAAGGAAGAACUCAUUCCCCAAGAUCAGAAGGAAAACAGCCUUCUAAGCUGCUCUCUUCACACUGGCACUCCUAAUAGCCCAGAGCCUGGACCUGUUCUGGUUAAAGACACCCCCGAGGACAAGUAUGGAAUAAAGGUCACGUGGAGGAGACGACAGCACCUGCUUGCUUACCUCAGGGAGAGAGGGAAGCUGAGCAGAAGCCAAUUCCUUGUGAAAAGCUGACUGCCAUCAGUAAUCUCAAUAGAAAAGAGAUAUGUUUUCCGGAGUCAUAAAGGAAUUCAAUUCCCAGGG